Eptesicus fuscus (big brown bat) is the source of this 1565-nucleotide messenger RNA. RefSeq names its product homeobox B3 (gene HOXB3). NCBI's taxonomy places the organism in Eukaryota, Metazoa, Chordata, Mammalia, Chiroptera, Vespertilionidae. The record is from RefSeq and is a predicted model, not a curated record. The transcript has 3 exons. Gene Ontology annotation, biological process: regulation of transcription by RNA polymerase II. Gene Ontology annotation, molecular function: RNA polymerase II cis-regulatory region sequence-specific DNA binding; DNA-binding transcription factor activity, RNA polymerase II-specific. The coding region runs from base 252 to 1565 and encodes 437 amino acids. Gene Ontology annotation, cellular component: nucleus.
UUUGCCUUCAAGGAGGGGAGAUUUCUCGCCUGCCGCUCGCGCUGGGGCUCGAUGUGAAUAUAUAUUAUGUCUGCCUGUUCUCCCCUCGUCGGUGGCUAAGGUCAGCGGCUCCGAACAGACCCCGGGAGGAGGGGGGCAGAAAGGGGAGGGGGGGUCCGGCGCCUCACGUGACCCCCAGGGGUGCCAAUGUCCGGUCGUGAGGGUAUCAGGCCCUUGCAAGUUGCCACCCACUGCCCGGGUUUCGCCCAGCGAUGCAGAAAGCCACCUACUACGACAACGCCUCGGCCGCACUCUUCGGAGGCUACUCCUCGUACCCCGGCAGUAACGGCUUCGGCUACGAUGGUGCCCCCCAAGCCCCCUUCCAGGCCGCCACGCACCUGGAGGGUGACUACCAGCGCUCGGCGUGCUCGCUGCAAUCCCUGGGCCACGCCGGCCCGCACGCUAAGGGCAAGGAGCUCAACGGCAGCUGCCUGAGGCCGGGCCUGGCCCCCGAGCCCCUGCCCGCCCCGCCCGGCUCACCCCCGCCCAGCGCCGCACCUACCAGUGCCACUAGCAACAGCAGCCAUGGGGGCGGGUCCGGCAAAAGCGGCCCCCCCAAAUGCGGCCCCGGCUCCAACGCCACCCUCACCAAACAGAUAUUCCCCUGGAUGAAAGAGUCGAGGCAAACGUCCAAGCUGAAAAACAGCUCCCCCGGCACAGCGGAGGGCUGCGGUGGUGGUGGUGGUGGUGGUGGCGGCGGCGGCGGCGGAGGCGGAGGAGGAGGUGGCGGCGGCGGCGGCGGGGGCGGCAGCGGCGGGGGAGGGGACAAGAGCCCCCCGGGAUCGGCGGCGUCCAAGCGGGCGCGGACGGCGUACACGAGCGCGCAGCUGGUGGAGCUGGAGAAGGAGUUCCACUUCAACCGCUACCUGUGCCGGCCGCGCCGCGUGGAGAUGGCCAACCUGCUGAACCUCAGCGAGCGGCAGAUCAAGAUCUGGUUCCAGAACCGGCGCAUGAAGUACAAGAAGGACCAGAAGGCCAAGGGCCUGGCCUCGUCGUCGGGGGGCCCCUCCCCCGCCGGCAGCCCCCCGCAGCCCAUGCAGUCCACCGCCGGCUUCAUGAACGCCUUGCACUCCCUGACCCCCAGCUACGAGAGCCCGUCCCCGCCCGCCUUCGGCAAAGCCCAUCAGAACGCCUACGCGCUGUCCUCCAGCUACCAGCCCUCCCUCAAGGGCUGCGUCGCCCCGCAGAAAUACCCGCCCACGCCGGCGCCCGAUUACGAGCCCCACGUUCUCCAAGCCAACGGGGGCGCCUACGGGACGCCCGCCAUGCAGGGGAGCCCGGUGUACGUAGGCGGGGGCGGCUACGUGGAUCCGCUGCCGCCCCCUGCCGGCCCCUCCCUCUACGGCCUCAACCACCUUUCCCACCACCCCUCGGGGAACCUGGACUACAACGGGGCGCCCCCGAUGGCCCCCAGCCAGCACCACGGACCCUGCGACCCCCACCCCACCUACACAGACCUCUCCUCUCACCAUGCGCCUCCUCCUCAGGGUAGAAUCCAAGAAGCGCCCAAGUUAACACACCUGUGA